GGGGCGGUCCCAACUCCGCCCUCCCGGCGGCUGCGCAAAGCGGGUCCGCCAUGAGCCAGGAAAAGCUGCGGCGGGUCAGAGACCGGGUCCGGUCCUUCCCUGACUUCCCGGUGCCCGGGGUGCUGUUCCGCGAUAUCAGUCCCUUGCUGAAGGAUCCUGCGGCUUUCAGGGCUUUGGUUGACCUUCUGGAAGAUCAUUUGAGGGCAUCUUUCCCCAAAAUCGACUUAAUUGCUGGCCUGGACUCUCGGGGCUUCCUUAUAGGCCCCCCCUUGGCUCAGAGACUUGGGGUUGGAUUUGUGCCCAUCAGGAAAAAGGGGAAACUUCCCGGUCCCACCGAGUCAGUCUCCUACACCCUUGAGUAUGGCAAGGCUGAGCUUGAAAUCCAGAGUGACGCCGUGGAACCAGGGCAAAAAGUGGUUAUUGUGGAUGAUUUGCUUGCAACUGGAGGUACCAUGUGUGCAGCCUGUGAGCUGCUGAAGAGGCUGAAGGCUGAAGUCCUGGAGUGCCUGGUGGUCAUUGAGUUAAAGCUCCUGAAGGGCUCAGAAAAGCUCAAAUCCAUCCCAUUCCACUCCCUGCUGCAGUAUGAGUGAGGAGGAGCUGGGAGCAAGGGAUGGAUGCACCCCGUGAGCUGUGCAUGGGUUUGGGGUUUGUUCAGUGACUUGAAAUGUCACGAGGGGGUGGGCAGGGUGAGGAAGGGACAGUUUAGAUCCUGGACAGAUGCUUUACAAUCCUAAAUCCUAUUUUUUUUUUCCAAGCCCCAGAUUUAAGGUGCUUCUAGUGUAAGGAUCUUUUGGGUUUUUUGCAGUUUCUCUUUUUGGCAAGAAGGAACAACCUGAUUGUUGUGGGGGCAGAUGGAAACCAAGGUGCAGCUUCACUGGAUUUUUUUUUAGGAGACCAAAGUGAAAAUACUGAAAAAAGGGGAGGAGGGAUAGCUUUGGGGACCCAGCAUUCCCUUUGGGAAGCCUCCUAGGAACCCAUUAAUAGUUUGCCAAAGAAACACAGGUGAUGGGCACAAAGUGAUUGUUUGUCUGAGGGAUAAAACCCCUCUGGUUCUGACCUCAGAGGAUGGGCUGGUUGCUCUCUGCUGUUGCUCACAGAAUGAGGUUGCUCUUCUGUAGAUGCAGUGCUUGGUAAGGAGAGCUGGGUGCCUGCCCUUCUGGGGGCAUGAGGAGAUGGAAAAGACAACGCUGGGCUGGAGCCCUUUCUGGUUGGGAUCUUUGGUGUCAGAUAAGGGCAGAUAAGGUGCUCCACUGGCAGCCAAGCUCCAUCAGUCUCACUCAGGUCUUGUGAUGGAUGAUGCUGUGGUUUGGAGGUGCUCCCUAAAGCGUGGUUUGGUUGGAUCACAGGAGGAGCUAAAACCCAGGGUGCCAGAACUUUGAUGUCCCUGGCCUAGCAGGGGCUGACCUCACUGGGGAAAUAAAUGCUGGGGUUUUUUAUUUUUUCUGAA
Molecule: messenger RNA, 1447 nt
Organism: Calypte anna (Anna's hummingbird)
Lineage: Eukaryota; Metazoa; Chordata; Aves; Apodiformes; Trochilidae
Gene: APRT
Product: adenine phosphoribosyltransferase
Exons: 5
Coding region: 51-590 (179 amino acids)
Biological process (GO): AMP salvage; adenine salvage
Cellular component (GO): cytoplasm
Molecular function (GO): adenine binding; adenine phosphoribosyltransferase activity; AMP binding
Source: RefSeq, a predicted model, not a curated record